Lolium perenne is the source of this 1708-nucleotide messenger RNA. RefSeq names its product salt tolerance receptor-like cytoplasmic kinase 1. Gene Ontology annotation, biological process: protein phosphorylation; cell surface receptor signaling pathway. NCBI's taxonomy places the organism in Eukaryota, Viridiplantae, Streptophyta, Magnoliopsida, Poales, Poaceae. Gene Ontology annotation, molecular function: protein kinase activity; ATP binding. The record is from RefSeq and is a predicted model, not a curated record.
UUUCUCAAUUGAACCGUCGGACUGAAGUACCGCGUAGCUCGCUGGAUUCAGGCGUUGUUAAAAUGGCGUCAAGGUCUGGUCGUUUCCCAGUUCCAUAUCUUUGUUCCUUCCCUGACACGCUCCUCUCGAGAACCAAACAAAUUCACCUUUUCUGGAUCGUCCUUAAUUCCCAAAAGUAGCAAGUCGUUGGCUCGUUGCAUGCGCUAACCUGACAUGGGCGCCGUAGACGCCGGCCUGGAUACCGUGGCGACGGUCGCGCAGCUGGCAGGGGCGGCGACGUCGCACAUAUCCAUGGCGAACGUCGGCGGGAUCAUAUCCAUGAUCGUGAAGCUGGCGCGGACGGCUCGCCGGAACAAGAAGGAGUGCGAGCAGCUUGCCGGCCGCGUCCGCUUGAUCCUGGACCUGUUGCCGUACCUGCAGUAUCCGGAGGAGAAGGCGACGCGGGCGCCGCUAGAGGAGCUGGUCGCCACGCUCCUGGAGGCGCGAGAGCUCGUUAAGGCCUGCCAGAGCGGUGGCAUGGUCAGCCGGGCCAUCACGGCCAAUCUGCAGGCCAGCAAGCUGGCCGACGUCCAGAGCAAGAUCAACUUCUAUCUUCUCGUCUUCCCCUUGGUCAACCAAAUCGCCAACACCAUCCCCCGCGACCGAAUUCCAAUCGGAAACGCCGCGUCCCAAGGCCCCACGAGCGUAGCACCGCCACCACCAGCCUCCCAGCCGGUCGUCCCUGCAGAUGAUGCCGCGAAGGAUGAUAUAACGUGGGCGGAGGUCGCCGCCGCGUCUACCGUUACCAUGGUCAGCAAAUCCGCCGGCGGGACGGUGGUGUAUAAGGCCACGCUUCGGGACGGCCGGGACGGGCGGCACGUGGCCAUCAAGAGCUUCGAGGGCGACGAGGCGGCGUUCCGCGCGGAGCUCGCCGUGGUCUCCGGUCUCCGCCACCCGCACAUCGUCCGCCUACUCUGCUGGUGGGAGGGCGACGGCAAGCGCUUGCUCGUCUACGAGUACGUGGGCGACGGUACGCUCAGGGACCACCUGCGUCGCGGAGAGUGCGCGUCGUGGAGAGCGCGCACGGAGGUGCUGCUGGCCGUGGCGCGCGCGAUCGAGCACGUCCACUGCCACGCCAUCGUCCUCGGCAACGUCGGUUCGUCCAACAUCCUUCUGGACGCGACCCGGAAGCCGCGCGUGUCCGGCUUCGGCGCCUCGGUCGUGGACACCGUCGGAAGCCGAACGGGCCGUCUCGAGUCGGCCGCCGGCGACGUGCGCGGCUUCGGCGUCGUGAUGCUCGAGGUGUUGACGGGGAGGGAGCCGGUCGUGAGGGUCUGGAAGGAGGAAAAGAAGGGCGAGGUGGACGUGGCCUUGGCGUCCUUCGCGCUCCCGAGCAUUGAGGCCGGGAAGCUGGGGGAUGUGCUGGACCGCCGCCCUGCCGCAAAGCCAACGCCGCGGCAGCUCAAGGCGCUGAAGCUGGUGGCGGACAUGGCCGCGCGCUGUGUGUCUCCUCCAUCUUCUCAACCGGGGAAGGGGCCUACCAUGUCGGACGUCGUGGCCCGCCUCAAAGAAGCCUACGACCUCAUCUGCAGCGAUGACACGCGCACAAAUUAGCAUAGUCCAUAGUUCGUUUUUUUUUUUUGCUUUGCAUAGUCACGGUUGUUGUUGUUGCCAGCGGUAUAUAGUCUUCUAUACCUAAUACGUAAUAAAGAAAAUAAGGUUUCUUGUU